Messenger RNA from Abrus precatorius (Indian licorice), 3273 nucleotides. Its product is annotated as putative white-brown complex homolog protein 30. The coding region runs from base 1 to 3273 and encodes 1090 amino acids. Gene Ontology annotation, molecular function: ATP hydrolysis activity; ABC-type transporter activity; ATP binding. The record is from RefSeq and is a predicted model, not a curated record. The transcript has 14 exons. NCBI's taxonomy places the organism in Eukaryota, Viridiplantae, Streptophyta, Magnoliopsida, Fabales, Fabaceae.
AUGAAGAACUGUGUUUCUUUGUUCCCUCUUCUUUUCUUGUCAUUCUCUUUCCUAUCACGGAUUCAAUGUGCCGAUAACACUUUUGCCCCCUCCUUUUAUUCUGAAGAAAUCUAUAAGGAGCUUGAAAAUCUCGCUUCCCUUUUAAAUAAGGACAUUAAAACAAGUUUAGGCUUCUGCAUCAAGGAUGUGAACAAAGAUUGGGAGGAAGCAUUUGAUUUUAAGGGAAGGCUAGAUUUUGUGGAUUCUUGUGUUAAGAAAAAAGGAGAUUUCAGAGAUAAAAUAUGCUCUGCGGCUGAAAUAAGGUUCUACUUCCAUGGCUUCUUGGAUCCAGCGGCAUCACCUAGCAAUUACGUAAAACCUAACAAGAAUUGCAAUUUGACCUCAUGGUUUUCCGGUUGUGAACCUGGUUGGAGUUGUAGUGCGGACAAGAGUAUUGACUUGAAAAAGGACAUAAAGGACAUUCCUUUUAGAACUAGUAAUUGCCAACCAUGUUGUGAAGGGUUUUUCUGCCCUCAAGGAUUGACUUGCAUGAUACCUUGCCCACUAGGUUCUUAUUGUCCACUUGCAAAACUGAACAAUGCGACUGGAGUAUGUGACCCAUAUAGUUACCAAAUACCUCAGGGAGAUACAAAUCAUACUUGUGGCAGUGCUGAUGUUUGGACUGGUGUGGUAAACAAUAGUGAUAUCUUUUGUUCUCCAGGAUCAUAUUGCCCAACUACAACACGCAAGGUUUCUUGUGAUAGUGGAUAUUAUUGCAGGAUGGGUUCUACUCACGAAAAUCCAUGCUCCAAGUUGAGUACAUGUAAUCCAAAUACGACAACCCAAAAUAUGCACGCUUACGGCGCUUUACUCAUUGUUGCAUUGAGUACUCUCUUGAUCUUUAUCUAUAACUGCUCCGAUCAAGUUCUAGCAACAAGAGAAAGAAGGAAGGCUAAAUCUAGAGAAGCUGCUGCUAGACAAGUAAGAGAAACUGUACAAGCUCGAGAAAGGUGGAAAAUAGCAAAAGAUGUUGCUAAGAGAGGUAAGGUGGGAUUGCAAGAGCAAUUUUCUCGCACCUUUUCUCGAAGAAAAUCAAUGAAGCAAACAGAUCAAUCAAAGGGGUUUGGCCAAGGAAAAUCUGCUACAGGUGACACAUUUGGUGAUUCUUCAAGCACAUCUGAGCAAUCAUCUACAACACAAAAAGAACCUACUAACCUGACUAAAAUGUUGAAUUCCCUUGAAAAUGACCCACAUAGCAAUGAAGGAUUCAAUCUACAAAUUGGAGAUAAAAAUAUAAAAAAGCAAAUGCCAAAAGGCAAACAAUUACAUACACAAAGCCAAAUUUUAAGAUAUGCUUAUGGUCAAAUUGCGAAGGAGAAAGCUCAGCAAGAAAAAAACAAGAACUUAACUUUCUCAGGAGUAAUUUCAAUGGCUACUGAAGGUGAGGUUCGAACAAGGCCUGUGAUUGAGGUAGCUUUCAAAGAUUUAACUCUCACUUUGAAAGGGAAAAGAAAACAUCUAAUGAGGUGUGUGAGUGGUAAACUCAUGCCAGGUCGAGUUUCAGCUGUGAUGGGUCCCUCAGGAGCUGGUAAAACUACAUUUCUUUCUGCUUUAGCUGGGAAAGCAAGAGGAUGCACCAUGACAGGGUCAAUUUUAAUCAAUGGAAAACCCGAAUCUAUUCAUUGUUAUCAAAAAAUUAUUGGUUUUGUGCCACAAGAUGAUAUUGUGCAUGGAAACUUGACUGUGGAGGAAAAUCUUCGUUUCAGUGCAAGAUGCAGACUAUCUGCGGAUAUGCCAAAACCAGAUAAGGUUCUGAUUGUUGAAAGAGUAAUUGAGUCCUUGGGACUCCAAGCAGUGAGGGAUUCCCUUGUUGGGACAGUAGAAAAGCGAGGUAUAUCUGGAGGACAACGAAAGCGUGUUAAUGUAGGGAUGGAGAUGGUUAUGGAACCUUCAUUAUUAAUCUUAGAUGAGCCUACAACUGGUCUAGACAGUGCAUCUUCCACUUUACUACUUAAAGCACUUCGUCGUGAAGCACUUGAAGGGGUAAAUAUUUGCAUGGUACUUCACCAACCAAGCUAUACUUUGUUCAGAAUGUUUGAUGAUAUAAUAUUUCUAGCCAAAGGUGGCCUUACUGCAUAUCAUGGUCCUGUUAAAAAAGUUGAAGAAUACUUUGCUAGCAUUGGAAUUAAUGUACCUGACCGUGUGAAUCCUCCAGACCAUUUCAUUGACAUUCUAGAAGGUUUAGUGAAACCAAGUGGAGGUGUGACCCAUCAACAACUUCCUAUUAGAUGGAUGCUUCAUAAUGGUUACCCAAUUCCACCUGAUAUGCUUCAUUUUGCUGAUCAAAUUGCUGCUUCAUCAUCUUCCUCAAAUGCAAAUGAUGCAACAAAGGCCACAGAGCAUGAUGCUGUUGAUCAAUCCUUUGCUGGUGAGUUUUGGGAGGAUAUGAAGAGUAAUGUUCAGAUUCGACGAGAUCAUAUAGAGGCAACCUUCUUAAGGACUAAGGACUUAUCUAAUCGAAGAACUCCAGGUGUAGCUCGACAAUAUAGAUACUACGUUGGACGGAUUUGUAAGCAACAACUGCGAGAAGCAAAAUCACAAGCAGUUGAUUAUCUCCUUUUAUUAGUUGCUGGGGCAAUAUUAGGAACGCUUACGAAAGUAAAUGAUGAAACAUUUGGAUCCCUUGGAUAUACAUACACUGUCAUUGCUGUCUCUCUACUUAGCAAGAUUGCAGCUCUUAGAUCGUUUUCUUUGGAUAAAUUACAAUACUGGAGGGAGAGUGCAUCUGGGAUCAGCAAUCUAGCUCAUUUUUUGGCCAAAGAUACAAUUGAUCUAUUCAAUACAAUCAUUAAACCUGUAGUAUAUCUGUCCAUGUUCUAUUUUUUUAGCAACCCAAGGUCAAGCUUUGCAAGCAAUUAUGCGGUUUUGCUCUGCCUUGUGUAUUGUGUAACUGGCAUGGCUUAUGCGAUAGCAAUUUAUUUUGAGCCUGCUCCAGCACAGUUGUGGUCAGUGCUUCUCCCUGUUGUCAUGACUCUAAUUGCCAACCAAACAAGAGAUACUCUUUUUAUGAAGAUCCUUGUCAAGUUGUGCUACCCAAAUUGGGCUUUGGAGGCCUUUAUCAUUGCAAAUGCUGAAAGGUAUACUGGAGUAUGGCUAAUAACACGUUGUAGUUCACUUAUGAAUAGUGGCUAUAACGUCAAUGAUUGGUCUAUUUGUUUAGUUGCUCUUAUUAUUUACGGUAUACUUGCUCGAGUUGUGGCCUUCGUUUGUCUGGUGAUGACUCAAAAGAAAUGA